Messenger RNA from Pomacea canaliculata, 1756 nucleotides. Its product is annotated as CDK5 regulatory subunit-associated protein 3-like. The record is from RefSeq and is a predicted model, not a curated record. Gene Ontology annotation, biological process: regulation of mitotic cell cycle; regulation of cyclin-dependent protein serine/threonine kinase activity. Gene Ontology annotation, cellular component: endomembrane system. NCBI's taxonomy places the organism in Eukaryota, Metazoa, Mollusca, Gastropoda, Architaenioglossa, Ampullariidae. Bases 194 to 1693 code for a protein of 499 amino acids. The transcript has 15 exons.
CUCUACAGUAGUCUGCUGCCCCCGAAAGCAUAUGUACGAUGUUUUGUUGUUUUUCUCCUUUCACCUAACGUUUUAUGACAAAUGUUAUCGCAGAAGUAAAUUAUAUCGAGUGCUUGUAUUUUUCUCCUAAUCAGAUUUUGUUGAACUGUGAUAAACUACCAUCGUUACAUAAAGACAUUCAUGAAGUGUCAUCAUGGAAAACCUGCCAAUAGAUAUAAAUUACAACAAACUUGCAGAUUGGCUUAUUAAUCGCCGACACUGCAGUCAACAAUGGCAAACUGUUGCUGCUGUUAUCCGUCAGAAAAUUAUCAAAGCUGUAGAAAAUAUGCCAGAAGAUGGAGACUUUGCAAGAUUUAAGGACCCAGCAGAGGUGACAUAUUUUCAAGUGAAGGAACUGAUAGAGAAGGCAAAGGAAACAGAUUCUGGAAAGAAGAAUUUCUUUGGGCAGUACAGCUCACAAAUUAUGAAAGAUUGGGCUGAAAUCUGCCGGUUGUAUGAAAAGGAUGGUGUAUUCCUUGCUGACACUUCUCAGAUGAUUGCUCGCAAUGUCAACUAUGAAAUACCUGCCAUCAAAAAACAGAUUACACGGUGCCAACAGAUACAAAAAGAAUGUGAGAGAAAAGAAGCAGAUUUCACAAACAGUGCUGCAGAUUUCCGCAAGAAAUAUUCAGCGUCUUGUCGUCAGAUAGGCAUUGAGGGGACAAAAAUCAAAACAGAGUUAGCUUCUCUUGUUCAAAAUCUGCCUGACGAAUUUAAUGGCAUUGCAACUGCAACUCAAGAGCUUCAAACUGCAGUGACCUACUAUGAUGAGUUUGUUGCCUUCCUAAUGAACAAUGAUCAGCUCCAGUCAGCAAGCUUGCCAGUCCUCAAGUUUGUCAUGUCACGUGGCAAUGUCAGAGUCUAUGAAUGGCGAACAGGACAGCCACCUCAGGUGGUAGAGGAAGAAAGCAUUAAAAUCGACAUAUCAGAUGAGCUAGACCCUACAACACAGGCAGAGGAUAUUGACUGGGGUGCAGAUGACAAUGGGACCAUUGACUUUGGUGCUGACAUUGACUUCUGUGACAUCACAGUAGAGAGUGGUGGUCAGGAGGAAGACGAUGUCAUUGAGUGCACAGACACAUCUGAUGUUACUCCUGAAGUCAGAGAGGCAUCUCUAGAGGAAGGUGUGGCACGUGGAGAUGAUGCUUUGUCUAUUUUAGACAACCCAAGCACUCGUAACCUUUUCAUCGAUAAUCUUAUGGAAUUAGAAUCAUUCCUGCUUCAGCGCUUUGCUGAGCUUACAAGCUCUCAUGCUGAUACUGGACCAGGUAGUCAGCUGCAGUGUGCUCCAGCAACAGUGCAGUUGGAAGCAGAGCAUGUGGAAACCAUGAUGAGCAAAGUUCAGGCACUGCUGAAACAAUUGACCUCUGUGCAAAUGCAGCAUCUUAUGCUUAUUCGUAGUUCACCAAGGUAUGUAGACCGUCUCUGCGAGUCUCUUCGCCAGAUUUUGUUGCGAGCAGACAAGCUGGUUUUGGCCAGUAAGGAGAUGGCCAGCAAGAAACGGGCUGCCCUGGAAGAGGAGAGCAUGCUUGAGCCACACUUGGAAGCACUUCGUAGACAGACAAAAACCAUGCAGCAGCAGAUGGAAGAAGAGAUCUCCCAGAAGUACAAAGGACGCAAAGUCAACAUAAUGGGAGAGAUCAACAUGAUAUAACUGAAACAUACAGAGUGUGAAUUGUUAUAAGGACCAUUAAAAUGUUGAUGACUUGUUACUUAA